GGCACUAUAAAGUAUAUCCUCUCUCGGAGAAAGAUAAGAAGCCCGAGACAGGAGGGGGAUGAAGAUGGCGGACGCCAAGCAGAAGAGGAAUGAGCAGUUAAAGCGAUGGCUGGGCUCGGAAACGGACUUGGAGCCUCCUAUUCUGAAAAAGAAGAAGACGAAGGUGAAGUUCGAUGAUGGCGCCGUGUUUCUGGCCGCCUGCUCAAGCGGCGAUACCGCGGAGGUGCUCCGAAUGCUUGACCGGGGCGCUGACAUCAACUACGCCAAUGUAGACGGUCUCACCGCCCUCCACCAGGCAUGCAUAGAUGACAAUGUUGACAUGGUGACUUUCCUGGUGGAGCAUGGAGCCAGCAUCAACCAGCCUGACAAUGAGGGCUGGAUCCCCCUCCACGCUGCAGCCUCCUGCGGAUACCUAGACAUAGCAGAGUAUCUCAUCAGCCAGGGCGCCAGUGUAGGAGUUGUGAACAGUGAAGGUGAGACACCUCUGGACAUUGCUGAAGAGGAGGCAAUGGAGGAACUCCUGCAGAAUGAGAUCAACAGACAAGGGGUGGACAUCGAAGCAGCCCGGAAAGAAGAGGAGCGGGUCAUGCUGAGGGACGCCCGGCAGUGGCUCAACAGCGGCCAGAUCCAAGACGUCCGGCACGCCAAGUCCGGAGGAACGUCACUCCACGUAGCUGCUGCGAAAGGAUACGUCGAGGUUUUAAAGCUUUUAAUCCAAGCAGGGUAUGAUGUAAAUAUUAAGGACUACGAUGGCUGGACUCCUCUACAUGCGGCAGCACACUGGGGCAAAGAGGAGGCAUGUAGGAUACUGGUGGAGAAUCUAUGUGACAUGGACCUCAUUAAUAAAAUGGGCCAGACAGCUUUUGAUGUAGCAGACGAAGAUGUUCUGGGAUACUUAGAAGAACUACAAAAGAAGCAAAAUCUGCUGAUGAGUGGCAAGAAAGAUGUUAAGAAAUCUCCUUUGAUUGAAACGACAACCACCGGAGAUAACAACCAAUCACUGAAACCACUCAAGAGCAAAGAAACACUGCUGCUGGAGCCAGAAAAGAGCGCCCCACGCAUCGAGACCUUAGAACCGGAGAAGGUGGAUGAAGAAGAGGAGGGGAAGAAGGACGAAUCGAGCUGCUCCAGUGAGGAAGAGGAGGACGAAGAUUCAGAGUCGGAGACUGAAGCAGACAAGAGCAAGCCUUCAGCAUCGGUGAGCAACAGCACGACGCCCACCUCGACCAGCAUCACCGUGUCACCUCCAACUAGCCCAACUAACCAGGUGACGACCCCCACUUCUCCAGUAAAGAAGGCCACUCAGCCCACUGCAAAGGUCUCAGCUAAAGUGGAGGAGGAGCGGAAAGACGAGUCUCCAGCGUCGUGGCGGCUGGGUUUGAGGAAGACGGGCAGCUACGGGGCGCUAGCAGAGAUCACAGCCACCAAGGAGGCUCAGAGGGAGAAGGACACGACCGGGGUGAUGCGCUCAGCCUCGAGCCCUCGCCUCUCCUCCUCCCUGGACAACAAAGACAAAGAGAAGGAAAAGGAUAAAGGGACACGGCUUGCCUAUGUGGCAGCCCCCAUCCCCAGGAGACUGGCCAGUACUUCAGACAUUGACGAGAAGGAAAACAGGGACUCUACUGCUCUGAUACGUAGUGGCUCAUAUACCCGGCGACGCUGGGAUGAUGACCUGAAGAACAGCGAAGGAAGCGCCUCCACCAACCGAACCCCCAGCUACCAGCGCAGCACGUCCCAUACGCUAGCACUAGGGCGGAGCGGCAGCACGCGGGACGUGCCAGCCAAGUCUUCGUCCACCUCCAGCUUGGACCCUAACACCUGUAAUACUAAACCUUGGCAGCCACCCACCUCCCACUACCAGUCUUACAGCAUUUACCGCAGCGGCUCUUUUAGCAGAAGACACGAGGACCUGAGUUCCUCGACCACCUCCUCCUCCAUGACCACCACCACCUCCUCAUCUGUUACCUCGCCUACAGGCCAUCGCGGCCUGCUCUCCAGCCUGGGCUCCUCCUCCACCCGCACUGGCUCCACCAGUCUCACCAGCAGGUACUGGUCAGAGGAGAGUGCAGAGAGGGAAAAGGAGAAGGAGAAGGAGUCUGCAGCGGUCAUCCCCACUAUAAACACUGGCUCUACUACGACCACCACAUCUACCACUACCACCACCGCCAUAUCGACCACUACCACCACCACUGGCACUGUCACUGGCUCUGAAAGGCGCAGGUCAUACCUGACGCCAGUGCGAGACGAGGAGUCGGAGUCCCAGAGGAAAGCUCGCUCUAGACAGGCUCGACAGUCAAGGAGGUCCACCCAGGGCGUGACUCUGACUGACCUGCAAGAGGCUGAGAAAACAAUCGGCAGGAGUCGCCCCACAAAGACCCGGGAGGAGGAGAAGGAGGAGAAAGAGAAGCAGGAUAAGGAGAAGCAGGAGGAGAAGAAGGAGAUGGAGACUAAGGAAGAUGAUUACCGAUCAAAGUACCGCAGCUUUGAAGAGCGCUACCGGCCUUCUUCUUCUUCCUCCGCCUCCACCAUUUCCACAGCCAGCACUGCCUCCAUCCCAUCCUACUCUAGCACCACUUUGUCAUCCAGUUCCAGCUCCCUCAACAGGCCUAACAGUCUGACGGGGAUCACCUCCUCCUAUAGCCGUUCCUCCAGAGAUACGGAAAAAGAAAUGGAGAGAAAGGAGGAGGAGAAGGAAGGAGAGGACAAGUCUCAGCCCCGCUCCAUACGGGAUCGCAGGCGGCCCCGCGAGAAGAGACGCUCCACUGGGGUCUCCUUCUGGACCCAGGAUGGUGAUGAAAAUGACCCUGACCAGCAGUCCGACUCAGAGGAGGGCAGCACCAAGGGAGAGCCCCAGAGUGACAGAUUGUCCAGGAAUGAGAUCACUUCAUCCUUAGAUCGCAAUGACACUUUUUCUAGCCGUGGCUACGGUGAGAGUCGGAGGACAUACUCAAGCCGACUGGAUAGAGACGACACCACUGACUAUAAAAAGCUCUACGAGCAAAUCUUAGCUGAGAACGAGAAGUUGAAGGCCCAGUUACGUGACACAGACCUGGAGCUGGCAGACUUGAAGCUACAACUAGAGAAGGCCACACAGCGGCAGGAACGUUAUGCCGACCGAUCACAGCUUGAGAUGGAGAAAAGGGUAACAAGCAGGCCCCAAUAUCAUCUGGGUGGUGGAAAGAAGAGCUCUAGAAAGGAAGAUUUCUGAGAUGGAGGAGGAACUUAAGAUGCUCCCAGACUUGAAAGCAGACAACCAGAGACUAAAGGACGAGAACGGAGCACUCAUUCGAGUCAUUAGCAAGCUUUCCAAGUAGAACAGACCCCCCCGCCCGCCCCGUCUUCUGCACCCCCUAGUCCCCCAUGGCAGUGACUAAUGGAAUUGCACAUUUAGAUAUUAAUUGCAACAGACAUCAGAGACAAGACUCCUUUUUUUUUCUUUUUCUCUCCCUUUUGCUCCACCACCACCACCACCGCUACAGCAUCCAUCCAUCCAUCCACCCCCUGCGCCACCUCCUCGACUAUAAUCCACUUGAUUGUGUGGCCGCUGUCCCGAUAGAGUUUACAGAGCAACAGGAAAAAGGGUUGCGUGAUCAGCAUGUUAAUGGGCGGGGAAGCCUGAAAACUAUUUAACCAAUAAGCCUUAGUUGUACAUAAAGAGAAACAGAAAAAAAAAACACUUGCAUCGAUCUCUUCUCUCUCUCUCUCGGCUCUCGCU
Molecule: messenger RNA, 3715 nt
Organism: Chelmon rostratus (copperband butterflyfish)
Lineage: Eukaryota; Metazoa; Chordata; Actinopteri; Chaetodontiformes; Chaetodontidae
Gene: ppp1r12a
Product: protein phosphatase 1, regulatory subunit 12A
Exons: 27
Coding region: 59-3208 (1049 amino acids)
Biological process (GO): signal transduction
Cellular component (GO): cytoplasm; A band; Z disc
Molecular function (GO): phosphatase regulator activity; protein kinase binding; enzyme inhibitor activity
Source: RefSeq, a predicted model, not a curated record